Molecule: messenger RNA, 1452 nt
Organism: Fulvia fulva
Lineage: Eukaryota; Fungi; Ascomycota; Dothideomycetes; Mycosphaerellales; Mycosphaerellaceae
Exons: 2
Coding region: 1-1452 (483 amino acids)
Molecular function (GO): oxidoreductase activity
Source: RefSeq, a predicted model, not a curated record
AUGGCUUGGCCGAAGCCUUUCAGAAGGACCACUGCUAACACUAGAACCUGCUGGGGCUACACUUUUGACCUGACGGAUGACCACCUCACGCCAGAGCAAUGCUUGCCGCUCAAGCACUCGUACGACACGAUAGCAGAGGAUGUGCUGGAUCGAUUGAACGAGAUAUCGCCACCACCUUCGAAACAUUUACCGCGUAACGGAAGUCAGUUUACACAUACAUCGACAGCAGAUUUGAAAGAUGAACAGGGAACAGAGGAAAAGCCAAAGACACCGCAGAGGGAUUUGUACGCAGUACUCAGGGACAAUAAAGAUAAGGAUGAGUUGCUAGAGAAGUUCUGGAACGAUGUCAACACUGUGCCCGAAUGGGUCGACUGGGAACAGAUACAGCGUGGACAAGAUGUCUUCUAUCGGUACGGAGGUGCAUGUUUGACAGGUCUCGCAUACCAGUCGUUGCUAGGAGGCAUGGGAGCAGCUCGCGUUGUCGAGACGCUGGCAAGAACAGGAGGUUUCAGCACGAAGGUGGCACGAGGACGACUGUUCGAAACGACACAGCACAUUCUACAAUGCACCAAAUCCCUCGAAAGCGUGCAACCUGGCGGCGACGGAUUUGCCUCGACAAUACGGGUACGUCUCCUCCACGCAGCAGUCCGGCAACGAAUCAUGAAGUUGCGCGCCUCCAAACCAGAAUACUACGACGUCGAAGCCUGGGGCAUACCCAUCAACGACCUCGACAACAUGGCCACAAUCACAACCUUCUCCGCCUCCCUCAUCUGGCUCUCCCUCCCCCGCCAAGGCAUCUUCCUCCGCCAACGCGAGAUCGAAGACUACAUCGCCCUCUGGCGCUACAUCGGCCACGUAAUCGGCUGUCCCACAGACUGCUUCGCAACCCCCCUCCAAGCCAAACACAACAUGGAAUCCCUCCUCCUCUACGAAAUCCACCCCACCGCCACCUCCAAAAUCCUCGCCAACAACAUCAUCAAAUCCCUCGAAGGCCAAGCUCCCGGCUACGCCUCCGCGGACUUCCUCAUCGCCUCCGCCCGCUGGCUCAACGGCAACGCCCUCUGCGACGAGCUCGGCCUUGCUCGUCCGGGCUUAUACUACUGGUGCCUCGUCGCGGGUCAGUGUCUGUUCUUCUGCGUGUUUUGUUAUACCUACCGCUCCAUUGCGUAUCUGGACAAGCGCAAGAUUGAGAUGUUGAAGAUGGUGUUUUAUAAUAUUAUCGUGCAUACGAAGUAUGGUCUCAAGGGGGAGGAGACGAAGUUUGAUUUCAAGUAUGUGCCCGAGUACUCGACGAUUACGGAGAUGGGGGAAUGUGAGGAGGAGAAGGCGAAUUACUCUCACGUGGAAUCGCGGAAUUUCAAGACGUUUCUGGUGGGUGUAGGGGUGUUGGGGAUAGGGGCUUGGGUUACGACGAGGGUUGUGGGUGGGUUGGUUAGGGCUUAUGUUUGGUAG